Rana temporaria (common frog) is the source of this 790-nucleotide messenger RNA. Its product is annotated as chromatin assembly factor 1 subunit A-B-like. NCBI's taxonomy places the organism in Eukaryota, Metazoa, Chordata, Amphibia, Anura, Ranidae. The coding region runs from base 16 to 738 and encodes 240 amino acids. Gene Ontology annotation, cellular component: CAF-1 complex; nucleus. Gene Ontology annotation, biological process: nucleosome assembly. The transcript has 6 exons. The record is from RefSeq and is a predicted model, not a curated record.
GCAAAUAAUCUUGCCAUGUUUAUGUCCUCUGUCUGUUUAGUAUUUUCAAUUUCUAAUUUUUGUUUUGCAAGGGCCAAGCAAGAAGAAAAACGUAAAAAGGAGGAAGAAAAGCGAAUAAAGGAAGAGGAAAAGCGAGCGAAGGCAGAGAAAGCUGAAAUAACUCGUUUUUUACAGAAAUCCAAGAAUUCUCACACUCCAAAGACAUUUGCCCAAUCAUGUGGAAAGUUUGCACCUUUUGAAAUUAAAAAGAAUAUGGCUGUUGCUCCUUUGUGUCGGGUUGAAUUUGAAGCAGAACAUUCUGAGCGGCUAGGCAAACUCAUCAAAGAGCAAACUUCAGAGAUUAAUUUUUUGUUGGAGUUAAAAUCCCGGAAGCCACGUACGAUGGGACGAACUGUCAUCCUCAAGCUGCCUCAGAUAAGAGCUUCUAAAGGUGAUACGGAUGAUGUACAGGUUGUAACUGAAACUGACACAACUAUACAUGAAAAUAUUACUCAUGAACAUGGGGUUCCAGAGCGCAGAAAGUUUGGAAAGCUGAAGCUGUUACAGUUCUGUGAGAAUUAUCGUCCAGCUUACUGCGGUACUUGGAACAGGUCGAGCGCAGUUAUUUGCCCACGCAGGCCAUGGGCUCAAGACACUGCUCUUUUGGACUAUGAGGUGGAUAGUGAUGAUGAAUGGGAGGAGGAUGAACCUGGCGAAUCUUUGUCUCAUAGUGAAGGAGUAAGUACCGGGUUAAAAUAAAUAUUUAAAACCUGGAUAGUUUUUAUUCACUGCUGUUUUAAGUGUUUCUAUU